This is a messenger RNA of Aureobasidium uvarum, 5427 nucleotides long. NCBI's taxonomy places the organism in Eukaryota, Fungi, Ascomycota, Dothideomycetes, Dothideales, Saccotheciaceae. The record is from the annotation of a GenBank genome assembly.
AUGUCCUCGACCACACCCAGACUUGUCGCCGACGGGCUCUGGCAUUGCCUCUGUCCAUCAUACGCCUCGGCGCCGCGAUCGUCUACUCGUAAUGCCUUGAUCCGCCGCCGCCGACCAGCGCUACAAUGCGCCGCUACUCGUCCACGAACCCCGGCAGUGCCACGCUACAACUCCACCCUCUCACCUGUCCGCUUCAACGCAAAUGUCCAUGUGCCGCUCAGGUCGCAAGAGAGUGGUCGUCCGGCUAUGGAUGCCUUUGUACCCUUGGAUGAGCAUCGACACUUAAAGGGCUACGAUACCACCAUGAGAACAAUAACUCGGCCCAAAGCAACCAUCAAAAGANNAGACUACUAUCUGUACAGCACACCGGACUUGUAUGAGCUAGCACAUGCUGCUGCUGCCAAAGAGAACAGUCGCGAGGCAAUGCAGAUAGUCGAAUACUUGGUACGCGUUCGACGAGAGACGCCCAACCUUCGCUUAUACUCCAUCUCUAUACUCGCGAAUGUACAUCCUGUCGAAGGCUCUGCAAGGAGCGUCGCUCGUCUGCUGGCUGAGAUGGAGGAUGAAGGGCUACAGAUGAACGUCCAAAUCUGUCACGAUGCACUGCGUGUGCUGAGUGUUCACAUGGACUACUUGCUGCGCAUCGACAUCCUACAAUACAUGCGCCGUCAAUGGCUGCAGCUCACUACCGAGGGUUAUCACUGGGUCGGCGCUGCCCUGUUCCGCGAAGGUCAGCUCGAGAUGGGUCGCAAUCACCUCGAAGAAAUGCGAAAGGACAAUGUGCCAAUCCAAGGCUGGCUCUACGAUAUUGCUCUGUACACCAUGCUCGAGAUGAGAGAGUUCGAUGAAGCCUUGCUCAUAGUCAAGGACCGUGUGGCCGCCAACGCCUGGAUCGUGAAUCGAAACAUCUGGGCUCACAUGCUCGACUGCUCAGCAGCCUUCUUCCACCAUCCUAGCACAGUCUAUGUCUGGAACAGCCAAGUCAUCCCAGGCUAUCUAUUACCUUCAUCUGGGACAUGCCUGAACGUCCUGACCACAGCUGCUCGCAGNGGCGACGCUGCUCUCGCUACGUCCGUCUUCCACGUCCUGGGCAAACGCAGCACAACAUUUCGACAGAUUCAUUACGAUCAACUCUUGGCCACAUACAUGUCUGCAUCACCACCCGACCUCCAUGCCGCCUUUACCGUCCUCACCAUCAUGGCAAACGUGAAGAUCCCUCCAACCUCUGUAUCUACCCGGCCCAUCUUCACACACCUUGUUCGCAACCCUUCCGAAUGCACAACCGCCUUUGACAUUAUAACCUCUCUCCACGAAAGCGGUCGAGAAGUUCCUAUUGCGGCUUUGAAUGUGCUGAUGGAAGGCUUUGUCGAAUCAGGUCAACUUGAGCAAGCCCUUGUGACGUACAAACACAUGCAUCUCUAUGAACGCAUUGCCGUGGACAGACACGGCAAACCCGUCCGUCGUAGUGGUUCCUACAGCAACAUCGAAACCUUUAACGUCCUCCUUCGCGGCGCGGCAAAACCCAACAGCCAACAGGCUUACGACUUGGCCAUGUUCCUGGUCUCUGAGAUGCUGGAGCUAGGCGUUCAGCCAAACGCUCUUGUGUACGACCGUCUGGUAGUCAUCUGUGUCCAUGACGCCAAGCUCGACCACGCAUACCGCUACUUUGACGAGAUGUACGAGUUGGGCUUCAUUCCUAGACCGCCCACAGCCGGCUUGUUGGCUGAGUCUUUGGCGGAACGAACAGACAAUAGGUUCUGGGAAGUCUUGCAGAGAAUGCAGGACAGAGGGGCUGGACUUCCGGAGGACAAGAAGGAAUUUUUGCAACGAGUGUUCUCCAGAGCUACCGAAAAUAAGGAAGGUCAAUCCUCGAAGGUCUCUGCCCAGCUCAUCGAACUACGGCGGGACCUCAAAGACUCUGGGUUUAAACAGCAUGAGAAGAAGUCUCAGGACCAGCAAUCUAGACAGUGCUGUAGCCAUUGUGAGGAUGACUCAAAUCUAGGACUUGUGGUCAUGCAAGAACAACAUGAGAAAGCCGUUGAUGAAUUCAAGGAAGCAAUUACAACUCUCAUGGAAGCACACGCGACUCUCAAAAAGGAACUAAAGCUCACAAACAUCAAACAAGACAUUCGGAAAGCCAGCACGAUCCCACUGAAGAAGCGAAUUGAUGACCAGCAGACAAUCUCCGAGAACCUAGUCACAGAUUUGAAAGAGCUGCAGCAUGAAAUGGAGGGUAAUUAUGACGAUUGCGUUAGCCUCAUGUCAGGAUGGUUCCAUGAAGAGCGUCAGAGGAACCGAACAGAGAUCGACGAGAUCCAGAAAGAACUUGCUGGACACGACAAACAAUUCAUCAGGACUCAGAAUGCCAUCGCGGAACAUGGCGAGAAACUUGCCAGGAAUGAGAACGACAUCAACGAAACCCAUGAAGGACUUGUCGGCCUUGCAGAGAAUUGUGCUGGACACGGUCGGCGACUUACUGAACACGAUAAUCGGUUAUCUGCUCAUGACGACCUGCAUAUUGCGAAUGGUGAGCGACAUGCUGGACACGAUCGCGACUUUGCUGGAAUUAAUGCUCGAAUGCUUCACGUGGAGAAAACGAUGAGCAGAAGGGAUGUUCAAUACGACGAGCUCAAGGUAUCACACGACAAUCUCAAAGGACAAUAUGACGAGCAGCAGAAGGUCAUGAAGCAACUCAGCACCCGAGUUGAUGAUCUUCAUACUAAGCUCAACGACGUGUGCGAGGCUCGGGAUUUGGCUCUGAGGCAAAAUCAAGCAAGCAUUGAUUUCAUAGCCAAUGAGCGCAUAGAGACCACGAGACUUGAGAAAAAACUCGAAGACGUCCUGGCAGAGCAGAAGAGAAUGGAGGAAGAUCAUCAAGAAAUCCAAGCUCGUAUCAAGGCUUCCAUGCAGACAAAAUUUACGACAAACGCAUCACUGUUCGAGACGCAAGCUGCAAAAAUCGAGGCGUUGAAGACGCAGACAGGCAUUCUUUUAUCGCAAUAUACCCACAUAGAGUCACGACUCCUGUAUUUUAAGGACCUACCAGCACGAAUCCUGACGUUGGAAGAACAAUCUGUCCAACAUACUGGUUUGAAAGAUUGGCAGGCUCGCAUGGAGAUAUACUUCCACGGAACUCGCGACACCAUAUUCACAUGGGCGAGAAGUGAACUCAAGGAACAGCACUCGAGCCUCGCCUCCGAGAUUGGUUCUCUGAAGGCGCAGUCGGAAAGCCAGGGGAAGGAUAUGAAAACGAUGAGCAAGCGCUUGGAAGACCAAGAUCUUAAGUAUCUGCCACUACCUCAUGAGGAAGCCUCCGAAGACGACGCUGGCUGGAGAUCAUCGCCUACGUUGGUGAUAGCGAAUUUAGAGUCCGAUCAGCAAGCAGCGGAAGACGCCGUCCCCGAAAUGUUAGACGAGCCUGACAAUGGUAACCACGAACAUAUCUGGACUACAGAAACGGAAUCGGCUUUCGAGCAGUCAGAACCAGUGCUAGAUCCCUCCGCAGCUCUCUACGAUCCUUGUUCAAGAAGAAGAGUCUCCAGAGAAUCAAGCCCUGCUGUAGAUGAGACAGCGCAAGCGGCAGAUUCUCCUCUCUCUUCAAUACCGUCCAGUGUCUUGGCCGAAAUGGAUCGGAAUGCCGAAUUUGACCAACAGUCCGAUCUGCUUGAAAUGUCGAGUCACGAAGAUAACGACAGCCAACCCGACCAAGAUGGUAAUGAAAAUUCAGUUCAGGAGUCUGACGCAGAGAGUGGUGAACGAGCGAUUACGCUGCUGCCGAUUGGUAAGUAUUUUUGGUCUGACGAGGAGGUCGGAGUCUUGCAAAACACGAUGCGUGAGAUUGACGAUACGCGCAUCCCGAUGAAGGAACGUUAUCCGAUGUGCGAGCAAGCACUCAAAGAUAGAGGCUUCAAGCGUACUCGGCUUGCCUGUAGUCGCAUGUGGCGCGGAACACUUGCCACUGGUGAUAGGCGCGUAUGGAACCUGCAGCAGAGCGCACUUUUGAGAGACACAGUAGAAGCGACGGCAGAAGAAUGGGAUCAUCUUUCAGGUCCCGAGCGCUUCGAAAAAGUCAGUGAGCUACUGAACAACAGUGACAUUUUCCUCUUCAAAACUAGCGCAUGGGCUUGCUUCCGACAAUGGUACCGUAUCCAGCAGCCCGAGGACCUGGAUGUGAACUCCUCCGAUCAGUCCAAUGCGCAACGUGACAAAUGUCAAACUAUCUGGAAUCAACCAGCUUGGUCUAUUGAGGAGACCAGACUCCUUCGCGAGGUAAUGGAAGGCCCCGUAGGAGAUUCCAGAUCGAUGGCGCAGCGCUUUCUGGUCUGCGAGAGGAUGCUCCAAGAGCAAGGUUUCACACGGUCGUCGGAAGCUUGUAAGCUUCGUUGGAUCACACUCGAGACAAGCAAAAGCCAAAGGUGGACGGAGCACCAAAAGGUUCUGCUGAGGCAGGCAGUCAAGGAUACCGUGAAAGACUAUGGCCACGGCUUCAGCGAUCGACGCUUCGUCAGAAUCAAAGAGCGGUGGAGAAUCGAGGGUGAACAGGAGUUUAUCGAUGCACGAUCAUGUGCGCGUCGAAAGAGAAGGUCUGUGGUGUCUCCGGUACCUGAAGAAAGUAGCUUGCUUGACGGACCCAGCGAGGAGCACACCACAAAGGCAUCCAAUCUCCUCGAACAUCUGAUGGACGAGCAAGACCCCGGACCCUCACGAAAAAGGCAGAAACAGAACUCUUCAGUUGUCGAUCAAUCAACAACAAUCGAGGAGUCGCGCACUGAACAAGUCGAGCCAAAGACGACCAACGGAGCUGGCCUUGCGUUGGUGCCCUCUCAUCGAGAAACGCCAUCAUUACUCUCGAGCACUGCUUUGUCAUCAGAAGAACAUUCGGCCGAGACUAGGCAUCUCUUCCACGAUCAAUCUGUGAACGGACUUUCUGAUCAAAACCGCAUUGCAAAUUCUAUAGCCGAGCAGAUUGUGAACGAGCAGCUGCCGCACGAGCAGUCACCCACCACUGCCGCCAUGGAAACCACUUUAGAGAGCUUUGCAGAACAGCAAGACCACGACGAGUCCGAAGCCGAAACAAUUCAAGUCGAGACUCGUCGAUCAUCUGACCUUGACCUUCAAGAUGCCAAUCGGACACCUGAGAACAUUCACGACUUCGAGUUCGCAAACUUCAGGUGCUAUGAGGAAGUGCCGAACAUUGACGGGUCUGGACCUCUGGCGCAGAGCAACGGCACAGACGCUUUGAUGCACGAGCAACCAAGUCAAUUUUCCCUGAGCACACUGAGUGACAAUCAGGAAGCAGCUCUCGAAGGCAUGUCUGCAGCAGAUCUAGCCGCCGUGGUAGCCGACGAGAUCGCCGCACACUGCGAAGAAAGCACCCCUGCCUUUAACUCUAUAGACAUUGGUUUCUGGAUUGCGGAUGAUAGCUAG